Molecule: messenger RNA, 4681 nt
Organism: Lates calcarifer (barramundi perch)
Lineage: Eukaryota; Metazoa; Chordata; Actinopteri; Centropomidae
Product: disks large homolog 2
Biological process (GO): chemical synaptic transmission
Cellular component (GO): neuromuscular junction; postsynaptic density membrane; neuron projection
Source: RefSeq, a predicted model, not a curated record
AUACCACUCGGCCAAAGAGGGACUACGAGGUGGACGGGCAAGACUACCACUUUGUGAUGUCCAGAGAGCAGAUGGAGAAAGACAUCCAAGAGCACAAGUUUAUUGAGGCGGGACAGUACAAUGAUAAUCUUUAUGGAACAAGUGUCCAGUCUGUGAAAUAUGUGGCUGAAAGGGGUAAACACUGCAUUCUGGAUGUGUCUGGAAAUGCCAUCAAACGACUACAAGUAGCACAACUCUAUCCCAUUGCCAUCUUCAUAAAACCUAAGUCUAUUGAUUCAUUAAUGGACAUGAAUAAGAGACUGACAGAGGAGCAAGCCAAGAAAACAUUUGACAGGGCUAUGAAGCUAGAGCAGGAGUUUGGUGAAUUCUUCACAGCUCUGGUACAAGGAGACACCUUAGAAGACAUUUAUAACCACUGCAAACAGGUCAUAGAGGAACAUUCAGGACCCUAUAUCUGGAUCCCCUCAAAGGAAAAACUAUAACUCAUCACCCUGGAAGGGAGUCUGGACUGCUAGAAACUAGUAAUAAGAUGUAAAAUAUGAUAACUGUAUUGCGAUGAACAGUCUUCACAAAUAAUUAUUCUGAUAUGUUUUUUUAAUUUUGUUUUAUUUUCUCUCUGGUUUGGUUAUUGCUUUGUUUUUCACUCUACAUGAAUGUUCCUGAAUGUAUACUGGAAAGUGUUUAGGAAACAGUUUAGGAAACAUGAACUGUUAUUGGAUAUUUGAUGAUUUUUAUUUGAACAAAAUGGAAAAGAAAUGGCAUGGAAACUAAAUAAAUAUGGGUAUGUGUCCAUGUCGGCACUGUGUUAACAGGAAAUUGGAGAUGGUAUAUAUGUUACGGAUGUCUUUGCUUUGCUAACAUAGGAAGGAAAAUAGGUAUUCCAACUCUCCCUUCACAUUACAGCAACUAACAAAUAAUAGCAAAAUUAUAAAGUUUAAUGUUUUGUCUGAGUUUGCAUCUGUGCAUCCCCUGAAAACAGCUUUAUUUUUGUUUACACUGUCAGUUCUUCCUUAAAUCACUGUAUUUAUUUCUCUGACAUGAGGAUGUGUGAGGAAAAUGUUUUAUUCACUGUAAAAUUGUCAUGUCAUUUUUUUAUUAUUUAAAAGCAGACAUUACUUAUUCAGCUGUUGCACUGACAAUGAUAAGUAAAGGGAGAAAGCUGCUAUCUGUAAUGGAGAUGUAACACUAUAUUUUGCUACUUAACUUGCUAGAGGGCACAAAAGCACAGAAUUAUUUAUUAUUCAGAACAUAACUUUGAUUAAAAGGUCAUUUAUAGAGCAUAUUUUAUUUGAGUGAUGUAGUAUGUUGUGACUGGAUGGCUGGGAAUUUUAUAGUUAAAGAGACAUCUGAUGUUCCAAUAUUUUGUAGACUUGGAGAGGAGAGGGUAGUCAAAGUAGUGAUUUAAUUUAAUACUGAAACACAUUUUUGUCUUUUGAAACUAACAGCAGGACAGCGAAGAAUAUGAAUAAAAAUAAAGAAAAAUGUUUUUGAAAGAAUAAAAAUUGGACAAAAUGCAAAUAUUAUCAAACAUGAAUAUUCUGUAGCAACAUUGUGGAGUCAUAAAGGAAGAGAAGAGAAGGCAAUUUAGAUGUGUUGUUUCCUCAGGCAGGCAGUUCCAAUGUCCUAAUGAGAAAUGUUUGACAAUAAUGAUUGAUUUACAGAUUGGGAAGACCUAACACACAGUCUGAUUUAAAACACACACACAUUACACACACGUUAUUUGCAAUUGGUGUUUUCUUCUGCAGUGUUUCCCUUUGGAAUAAAAAAUAUCAGUUUGACUCUGACUGCUGAAUAUUAACUACAGAUAAAGGGGGGGGUGAGGGACUGAAGAUUUUGCCACUUUAGAAGUGCAUUAUGAGGGAAUCUGUAAUGGCCAGUAUAAACCAGAGGAAUGAUUACUGCAAACAGUUUCAAUGUUCAUAUGAUAUGAAAAUUGUGAACCUGCCCUUUAAUUGUUUGGUAUGAAAAUAUAACCAUUUAAUGAUAUUGACAAUGUACACAAAGUAUUAAUCAUCAGUGACAUCAGCCUACAGUAUUGACCCUCAGGUAGCCUGUCACUGAACCUUAAUGAUUACAUCUCUGUGUGAUGUGUCUGAGCUAUAGAAACCAUGACUUGAGAAAUGAGCAGAACACCUGACAGGAUAACAAGGACUAUCCUGAAUCAUCUACAGAGAGCCUGGAGACCUGAAUAAAGUAAUCUCAGAUUUAUUGCCAUUUUGUUCAGAAGAGGGGGAGCCCUGAUUAUCCUGCGCAGAUGCUUAACAGACCAAGCAUGAUACAGUAUAUCCACUAUAUAUAGUUUACUCACCAGUGGCUUGCCUUGUUUGAAAGGGCAUACAAUAUAGUACCUCGCUUUAUUAAAAUUAGAAAAUAAAUAUCCAUCAUGUACUUAAAGCACUUGGAAUGGCUAAUGCAUCUAACCAAUGUGAUGAUCUUCCUGUUCUGUUUAAUUGCUAUGCCAUUGGCUGUUAGACUCCCAUGACAAGAAUUUGUGAGUGAUAUAUAUUCUAGUGUUACUGCUAUUUGAUUUAGACAGCAUGUUUCACCCAACCUGUUUAAAAUUAAAUAUAGAAGUUACGUUAAUUGCAGGUAUGUUUCUGGUCAAUGGGACAUUUCAAAAGUGCACUUAAUCAUUGUUUUUUGUAAUGAAAAUAGGCACUGUAUGGUAAUGAGGCAAAUAUAAAUCACAUCCAUUGAUUAUUCUGUAAGAUGGAACAGUGAAACCUGAGAAGAUUGAACUGCUUGUAUGGACCACAUACUGUACCUGUAGUAGACUGAUGUGAAGCAAGUAAAACACACUGCAGUUUCUAAAAUGAGAGUGUUUUUUGAAGAAGAUACUGUGUUUAUGAAGACAUAAGAUCAUCUUUCUCUUCUCCCUUGUCAUAGGUUGGUUGUGGCUGAUGGACAUUUUCAGCUGUGAUAUGUGUUGGUCAAUGCAUAUGUUUGCAAUAUGUUUCAAGAUAUCUACCAUUAUUCUUUUGCAAAUUUUCCAUAAAGUAUUGGUCACCACUUGCCUUAACAGAGUAGGUUUACUGUGCAUCAAAGAUGGAAGCUUAUAAUUGUACUUUUCCUUUGACAAUAGAAAAUUAUAUUUAGUCCUCCUUCAUGUAAGAGAGCUGAAUGAAAUCUAAGCUAUAUGACAUUGUGCUGAGGGUGCUGACACCUUGUACUUACAACAUUAAAGGCUGAAGAGAUAUUUUAUAUUUUGUAAUUUUAUCUUAAAAAUUAGCAUUUCUGUGGCAACAAGAAAAACCUUUUAAAAUGAUGCUGAAUGAUGAGACACCUCAAUAUUUUGGCCAUUGUUUUUCAAAAGUGUAAUUGGCCAGCAUUAUGAUGACAUAUAAAAGAAAAUAUAUCAUCAAUAUUCUGGCUUGAUACUUAUACAGUAUUUCCAAAGUCAUUGUGAAAAUCGUAACACAUGAUAUUUUACAGGCCAGUGGGGAUUUUUGUGUGGAAAUGUAAAGGAUGUCUGACCUAUGCAUGUUUCAAUAGUCUUCUGUGUCCUGUGGAUGUGCAAUAUUUCGACACAACUGAAGCAUUGAGGUACUUGCUGUGUUUUAACACAUGAUCAAAUUGCAAUUUUUAAUCAUUUAAUCAGACUUGUGUCUAUUUUAAACCCAAAUAAAAACAUUGUUGUAAGAGGUGUUGUCCAAGCAAUAUGUUUGGUUAUCACAUUUAUUAUAUUCCCUUUUCAGUUGUUUAAGUUGUAAACCUGAAUUCACAUCAUGAUUUUCUUGUUGUUAACAUUACUAACCCCAUAAAAUAUAUAUUUAACCAAAAGUAAGUAUUUCAACUACAUCUUACCAGGUCAGUGUUUUCUACCCAACAAUAUGCCUUGCCAUUGUGUCUAUAUUCAGGUGCAUUCUUCAGUAAUGGUGCACUAAUAAGGUGCUCCUCAUCAACAUUUUGAGUCUUAGAUAGACAUGUUCACCAGCAUGAAUUUGCCCUGAAACUGCAGACAAAGUGGUGAACUGGAAAAAGUUCCAUGACAGACUGACUUUUAGUAUUAGCUGUAAUUCCUUUCAACAUAGUGCAGUUGAUGCCAGGCUUUCAUCUUCAUUUCCACCCUGCAGCGAGUUCUCCAUUGUUCCACUUCAAGUGAUGUACAUCAGUGAUUGAUAGAUACAAUAUGAUAUCACACAACAUUUUCUGCUUCAUGAGUUUGUGAGGGUUACCUGAACAUCUUAAUAAACAACUGUAUAGGGCAGCGAAGGAUGGAUUAUGAAGGAUAGAAUCGUUGUUUCUUCCAAAUUAAAGAAAAUUAAAGCUGCUUUCGUCAGCCACAUUUGGAUGAGAAAUUGAAUUGACCUUGGCAUGUUCUCUUUAUAAAUGAGAGUUUAAACACCUGAAUUAAGACACAACUGUAUUCUGUUGUUGUUAAUACCAUGUUUCUGUAGGAGUACAAACUAUUUUCUGUGCAAUUUGUUUGACAUGUUAUUGAUUAGAAAUGUUUACAUAAUAUUCAUGAAUUAAUGUUGGUGAUGAUGGUGUUGUUCAUAAUGGGAUUGGAAUGGGAGUGAUCGAAAACUUUUUUUACUAAAGCUAAAUACACCUUUGUGUAAGUAAAUGAAUAAAGGGGAGAAAUUAAUAACUUAAAAAAAUAAUUUGUAUAGUGUCAACGAGCAAAAGGAUUUCAAAUUCUGAAUAAAUUCUGUUUUGUCUCUAAAAUAUUGACCUUUUG